UAUAAGUUGGAGACAACAAAUUUUAUGAAGUGAAAGCAGUUGUAAUAAUUUUUGGAAUGAUGGGUUGGGAAGUUCCAAAAAUAGGGUUGAGGAAAGGUCCUUGGACUCCUCAAGAAGAUAAGCUGCUUACUGAAUAUGUUAACAUGCAUGGAGAAGGAAGAUGGAGUUCAGUAGCUAGGUCUUCAGGUUUGAAUAGGAGUGGGAAGAGUUGCAGGCUUAGGUGGGUGAAUUAUCUAAGGCCAGGUCUUAAAAGAGGUCAAAUAACACCUCAAGAGGAAGGCAUCAUUAUUGAAUUGCAUGCACUUUGGGGUAACAAAUGGUCCACAAUUGCUAGGUACUUGCCGGGGAGAACAGAUAAUGAGAUCAAGAACUAUUGGAGAACCCAUUAUAAGAAGAAGGAAAAAUCAACUCUGAAGCAACAAAAAAGAAAAGCUGAAAUUCUGAAGCUAAAACAACAGCAGCAGCAGGAAAAACCAGAUAAAGAUGAAGGUGAAGAUGGCAAAGUAAAUAGUGAAGCAGUAGAGAUCACUAAUCAUCAAUCAGAAGGGAAACAGCAGAUGGUUUUUAUGUACCCUAGUUCAGAGGAUCAGUGCUUGGCUAUGAUGUCUCAAGAGCCUGCUAAUGCUGCUUCUUGGAUAGAUCAGUAUCUUGUAGAUGAAGGGUUAUGGAGUGGAUUGUGGAACCUAGAUGAUGACCACCACCAGCCUGGUAAUUGCUGCAACAAGAUCGCCAUGCAAAGCCAAGCAGAUACAGCUUAUAAUAAUUCUUUUGGAGGGGAUGCAAGCAACGUGUACUAUGGAGGGUACAUUUUCUAGGGAACCUUAAUUCACUUUAGGGUUGUAUUCUCCAGGAACUUGUUAAUCUGGUUCAUUAAUUAAUUACUAGUUAAAAGUUUAACUAAAUUAGUACUUGGUUUAGAAUUGUGAUAAUGUGCAACAAUGUCUGCAUAAG
Gossypium arboreum is the source of this 951-nucleotide messenger RNA. RefSeq names its product MYB-like transcription factor EOBI. The coding region runs from base 57 to 815 and encodes 252 amino acids. Gene Ontology annotation, biological process: regulation of DNA-templated transcription. Gene Ontology annotation, cellular component: nucleus. Gene Ontology annotation, molecular function: sequence-specific DNA binding; DNA-binding transcription factor activity. Lineage: Eukaryota; Viridiplantae; Streptophyta; Magnoliopsida; Malvales; Malvaceae. The record is from RefSeq and is a predicted model, not a curated record. The transcript has 3 exons.